Eucalyptus grandis is the source of this 1461-nucleotide messenger RNA. Its product is annotated as heat stress transcription factor B-4. The record is from RefSeq and is a predicted model, not a curated record. Gene Ontology annotation, molecular function: RNA polymerase II cis-regulatory region sequence-specific DNA binding; DNA-binding transcription factor activity. The coding region runs from base 259 to 1311 and encodes 350 amino acids. Lineage: Eukaryota; Viridiplantae; Streptophyta; Magnoliopsida; Myrtales; Myrtaceae. Gene Ontology annotation, cellular component: nucleus. Gene Ontology annotation, biological process: regulation of transcription by RNA polymerase II. The transcript has 2 exons.
GGAUCGAUCUCGGUGUGCAGUGCGUGUCUUUGCCUUUUAAAGCUAGAGGAGACUGUUCGGAGUACUAGUAUGUUUUGCUAACGCUGUCCCAGCCCAGUUCACUAGCUAUCGCUGUCCUCCAUUAUCAGCCCCUUUGCAAAAGCUUUGGCAUACUUCGCAUUCUCUCAUAUCUCAGUCUCAACCACCAAAAGACCAUCUUUCACUCGGUCUCUGUCUCUGUCUCUGUCUCUCUCUCUCUCUCUCUCUCGUGCAAGAACUAUGGCUCUUCUGCUGGAGAACUCGUGCGAGGGCAUCCUGCUAUCCCUGGAAUCCCAGAAGUCGAUACCUGCACCGUUCCUGACCAAGACCUACCAGCUGGUGGACGACCCGACGACGGACUACAUCGUCUCAUGGGGCGACGACGAGACCACCUUUGUAGUGUGGCGGCCCCCGGAGUUCGCUCGCGAUCUCCUCCCCAACUACUUCAAGCACAACAACUUCUCCAGCUUCGUUCGGCAGCUCAAUACCUAUGGUUUCAGAAAGAUUGUACCAGACAGAUGGGAGUUUGCCAACGAGUUCUUCAGGAAAGGAGAAAAGCACCUGCUCUGCGAGAUCCAUCGGAGAAAAUCUCCGCAGCCCCAACAAGUGCCCAUCAACCACCAAUAUCCACCGUCCCCAAUCGGCGGAUGUGGCAGCUAUUUUCCCUUCGUUGGUGGCCGAGUCAACUGUAUCGCUCCGCCCGAGUCGGACGAGUUGACCUGGUGUGAGUCGUCCCCACUGAUCAAUACUCCUAAUGUUUCAGUGGUCGACAACUUUGUUAGCUACAAUAACGGCCCAUCAUCAUCGUCGCCGUCAUCGGUUGUUGCAGCUCUCGCCAAGGACAACGAGAGGCUGAGAAGAAGCAACGAGAUGCUCACGUCUGAGCUUGCUCAUAUGAGGAAGCUGUAUAACGACAUCAUCUACUUCGUGCAGAAUCACGUGAAGCCUGUUACUCCGAGUAAUUCCAUCAUUUCGAACCAGGCUUUCGGGAACUUUCCUGCUACGAACGGCCAUAAAAAGCACGUUGCUCAAGUUGGUAAUAAUCUUGCGGACUCUCCCACCAACACUUCACAGAGCUCCGUCACUAUUCUCGAUGAGGAAGAUGCGACUAAUUGUAGUAGCAGCAAGAUGAAGCUAUUCGGAGUGCCUCUCCGGUCAAAGAAGCGGUUGCAUCCUGAUAAGUACGCUCCGUCGAAAAUCGCGGAGACUAACAAUAACAAGGCUCGUUUGGUGUUGGAAAAUGAUGAGUUGAGGUUGAAUCUCAUGCCUCCUUCCACAUUUGCCAGCUAUUAGUAUUUUGUUAUCCCCCCCUAUAGGGAGUAGACUGCUCAAUGAAUGCGGGUAUGGGUGUUAAUGCUUUCGCGAUUUGUACAGAAGAUUAUUGCUGUUAUCUUUUUGUUCCGCUAGCUGAGAUUGAAAAUCAAGAGUUUUUUUUUUUUUUUU